Molecule: messenger RNA, 453 nt
Organism: Emys orbicularis (European pond turtle)
Lineage: Eukaryota; Metazoa; Chordata; Testudines; Emydidae
Product: ribonuclease-like
Exons: 1
Coding region: 19-453 (144 amino acids)
Biological process (GO): defense response to Gram-positive bacterium
Molecular function (GO): nucleic acid binding; RNA nuclease activity
Source: RefSeq, a predicted model, not a curated record
CCAGUGACAGACACGGCCAUGGCCCCAAGGGGACCCCGCCCCUUGCUCUUCCUGACCAUGGUCCUGCUGGCUGCCUGCCUGGCCCAGCUCAGUGAAGGCGCCACCUACCGGCAGUUCCUGAACCGACAUGUUGACUUCCCCAAGAGCGCUGGCAACAACCGGAUCUACUGCAACCGCAUAAUGCAGCGCCGAGGCCUGACCCGCCCUGUCUGCAAACCCACCAACACCUUCAUCCACGCCCCCACCGGUCAGGUCCAGGCCAUCUGCAGGGGUGCAGGGAGAUGCCACGGACGCAACUUCUGCGACAGUAACUCAUCCUUCCGCCUCACCACCUGCCGGGUGGCACCCGGCUCCCGCCCGGGGCGCUGUGUUUACAGGGCCAGAGUCCAGAACCGCAGGAUCCGCGUUGCCUGUAACCAGCAGCUGCCCGUGCACUUCGAAAGAAUCCUGUAG